Molecule: messenger RNA, 1620 nt
Organism: Suhomyces tanzawaensis NRRL Y-17324
Lineage: Eukaryota; Fungi; Ascomycota; Pichiomycetes; Serinales; Debaryomycetaceae
Product: transcription factor TFIIIC subunit
Exons: 1
Coding region: 1-1620 (539 amino acids)
Source: RefSeq, a predicted model, not a curated record
AUGUCUAAUAACAAGCUGUUAAGAGAUUUGACAUUCCAGGCUAGGUUUGUACACAUUUAUGGAUAUGAUCAAGACUACUACAAUUUUAUUUUAAAGUAUAGGGAGAAAUGGCAGAAAUCAUUAUUCUACAUAGAGGAGAAGCUAAUCGCUGAAGAGGUACGCAAUGGGGGAUUGGCUUCGAGAGUUUUUAAGACAAUCGAAGACAAGGACUUGAAUAUCUCAGAUCCCGAGCUAAAAUCCAUAGACAGAUCGGAGUUUACCUCAGGAUUCAGAGAGCAGUUCGAUUUGACUAUUCAAAAAGGACUGUCAGAGACAACAAAGCAGUUGAAAAUCGCAGAAAGUGUGCAAUUGAAUGGAAUUGUGUCCAGAAAUGCAGUUGUUUUGAAUGCAGGGGGUCAAAUUACGUCUAUGAAAUGGUUGCCGCGACCUUUGGAUGAUGAUAGUGCCCUGUAUCAUUACCUAGCAGUGUCGGUUAUUUACAAUCCUUCUGGCGUAAGCGACAGUAUUAUUCAUCCCGAACUAAGCGUUUAUCAUAAGAAUCGGGGGUCAAAUCAGAUUAAAUCAGCAAUUCAGUUAUGGAGAUAUGAUCUAAAUGAUAAUAAUCUUGAAUUGGAAAAGCUUUAUAUUACCACAGGAAUAGGUGCAACCUCUAACUUGGACUGGCUUCCAAUUCAUAUUCUGGGUAAUGAAUCUACUAUUGGGGUUUUAGUAGGAACCUUUACUGAUGGCAAAUUACAUUUAUUCAAAGUAAGUCACAAUGAUCCAGAAACAUCAGAAGUUAUCAAUUCCUCUCGCGAAUACGUGGGAUGGUCUAAUUCAGAUUUCAAGACGACUGACUAUACAAACAUUACCACUUUUGACUUUCUAGGACACGAUAAACUUCUUGUGGGAUUGAUUGAUGGCUGUCUAGCAGAAUAUGUUCUUCCUUAUCAUAAAUCGAUUGAUGCAGAGGAUGACAUUCGCAUUCCUUCGUCUAUCAUGAGGAUUGGAGAUAGCUCCAUCAGUGCCUUGAUGGUGGCUGAGGUGGAGAAAGAUGAUUAUUUGAUAUACGUUAACACUACAGGAUCCUCAUCAUUAACCUAUACAUAUAAGAAUUUCAUCCAAGGAAGAGCUAUACCUCUCUUGAGAGCUUUAAACAAACCAUCGAUCAAUCCAACUUUAAAAAUGUUUGUGACAGCCAAUUCUAUUGACGCAAUUGCUUACAACUUCUACACAAGACCCCAUGAUACUGUUAACACGUUAUUAAAGAAUGAGUUUUAUUUCACCGUUACAAAGCUGUCUGAAAUAUUGGGCCAUCCACUUAACAUUACCGGAACUACUGGUGGUGAUAUUGUAAUCAUGAAUUACACCAGGAAAUUCUUACUCAAUGGAAAAACGACGAAUAAAGCAACUGUUCCAUUGAAUUUAUGGAAUGUUAGCUCUGAGAACAAUCAGUUGAAGUUAUCAGCAGAUUAUCUAGAGGUUCCAAGCGAGAGCUCUAUACAGCAACAGGUAACUCCUCCGGAGACUAUCAUCUCUACCCUAGCAUGGAAUGAGAAUGUCACUGGAAGUUCAGUUUAUACUGCAGGGACUAUUGGUGGCCUAUUGAUCUUAGAAAGACUUGAUCCUGCCUUUGCUUGA